AUGAAUAUCUUACUCUUUUGUCUAUUUAUUUUACUUAGUGUUUCACAGUACGAAUGCGAAACACCAUCAUGCAAAACGAAUUGCACAACAAUCGAAGAAUGUUGGCGUGAAGCUUUAGCUUACCGUUCAUCAGAAUUAAUUGAACAAUUAUUUUCAUUUAGUAGUCUUUCUGUUUAUGUCGAUACAUUUCAACGACAUCAUUCCAAUGAACUAAAUGACAGUAUAUUAUUUGUUGACAAAGCACUUGAAAAUCAUUUAUCAAAUGAAUCAAUCGAUGGUGACCUAAAUAUAAAUUUAUUUAGAACAACAAAACAACUACUUAUUGAUUUAUGUACAAAUUUAACAUCAAAUCCAAUUGAAACAGUUGAGGACCUUCCAACAUUAACGUGUUCAUUAUCAACAUGUUCUACGGAUUUAACAAAUUUUAUGGUACUUUUAAUAAUUAGUAUAAUCAUUGCUAGUUUAGUUCUUCUUAUUUGUAUUGUUCAAUCUUUUCAAACAUAUCGUCGAACACGUCCUCCAAAAAUAAUUCCACAAAAUCGUCAAAGCACAUAUUCGUUGUCAAUUAAUAAUUCAUCUCGUAAUUUGAACUCUUCUAAUGUAUUUUAA
This is a messenger RNA of Rotaria sp. Silwood2, 609 nucleotides long. NCBI's taxonomy places the organism in Eukaryota, Metazoa, Rotifera, Eurotatoria, Philodinida, Philodinidae. The record is from the annotation of a GenBank genome assembly.